AUGAAAGAAAACGAAAGGAAAUGUUACAAGUGUGGAUGUUCUCCUGCUCAUGAUCGUAACAUCACCUUGCAUCGUUUUCCUAAGCCUGGGAGAACAAAUAGCGUACGAUGUGAAUUAUGGGCGAAGUACUGUUUUCCUCAUGAAUCUUGGUGGUCACCAGAAUUUCAAAACAAUCUUCAUUCUAGGCAUUUAAUGUUGUGCACUAAACAUUUUAAGAAAUCAUCAUUCAUUGAUAAUUUUGGAAAGAGGCUAGUCAAAUCUGCAGUACCUGAUGAGGAAUGUGAUAAGGUUAGUUAA
Parnassius mnemosyne (clouded apollo) is the source of this 297-nucleotide messenger RNA. Lineage: Eukaryota; Metazoa; Arthropoda; Insecta; Lepidoptera; Papilionidae. The record is from the annotation of a GenBank genome assembly.